Euleptes europaea (tarantolino) is the source of this 11565-nucleotide messenger RNA. Its product is annotated as deleted in malignant brain tumors 1 protein-like. The transcript has 51 exons. Lineage: Eukaryota; Metazoa; Chordata; Lepidosauria; Squamata; Sphaerodactylidae. The record is from RefSeq and is a predicted model, not a curated record. Gene Ontology annotation, cellular component: membrane.
AUGGUCUUCUUCCCCAGCCUUGCCCCUCUGUGCCCCUGCCUGCAGAGAACUGAAUGCGUAUAUGACUACGUUGAGGUCUUUGAUGGGAACCUAUCAUCAAUUUCCCUUGGAAGAUAUUGUUCUGGUUCCUUCCGAACAUUUGCUUCAUCUUUACAUACCCUUACGGUGGUAUUUCACAGUGAUAGUAGCAUAAUAGACAGGGGCUUUAAUGCCAUCUACUCAACAAGUUAUAGGCCAUAUGAUUUCAGACUCCGAUUGAUGAAUGGAAACCAUAGAUGUGAAGGUCGUGUUGAAGUCAGCAGUUUGUCUACAUGGGGGACUGUUUGUGAUGACAUGUGGAACCUAAAUGAUGCAGAUGUGGUAUGCAGACAGCUUGGUUGUGGGAGAGCUAUCUCAGCUCCACAAUCUGCAUAUUUUGGUCAAGGCUUUGGUCUUAUUUUCCUGGAUGAUGUUAAUUGUAGUGGGAGUGAACCCUAUCUUUGGGCAUGCCCUCACCGUGCUUGGGGAGUCCACAACUGUGCCCACAAUGAAGACGCCAGUGUCAUCUGUUCAGAUAUCUUUCCCAAUGAAGGUUCCUUGCGACUAGUGAAUGGAGCCAACAGAUGCCAAGGUCGCGUUGAAGUAUAUCAUGAUGACGAGUGGGGAACAGUCUGUGAUGAUGGCUGGAGCAUUAAUGAUGCACGAGUUGUGUGUCAACAGCUUGGAUGUGGAGGGGCGCUAUCAGCACAUCAAAGUGCCUAUUUUGGUCCUGGUUCAGUACCCAUUGUGUUAGAUGACGUUGACUGCAGAGGGAAUGAAUCUUCCUUGUCUCAGUGCCCUCACUCGUCUUGGGGUACUCAUAACUGUGGUCAUGGGGAAGAUGCUGGUGUCACCUGUGAAGGUUCCUUGCGACUAGUGAAUGGAGCCAACAGAUGCCAAGGUCGCGUUGAAGUAUAUCAUGAUGACGAGUGGGGAACAGUCUGUGAUGAUGGCUGGAGCAUUAAUGAUGCACGAGUUGUGUGCCAACAGCUUGGAUGUGGAUGGGCGCUAUCAGCACAUCAAAACGCCUAUUUUGGUCCUGGUUCAGUACCCAUUGUGUUAGAUGACGUUGACUGCAGAGGGAAUGAAUCUUCCUUGUCUCAGUGCCCUCACGCGUCUUGGGGUACACAUAACUGCAAUCAUGGGGAAGAUGCUGGUGUCAUCUGUGAAGGUAUGACUACACAACACCCAUUUGUUUUGAAUGUUCCCAAUGAAGGUUCCUUGCGACUAGUGAAUGGAGCCAACAGAUGCCAAGGUCGCGUUGAAGUAUAUUAUGAUGACGAGUGGGGAACAGUCUGUGAUGAUGGCUGGAACAUGAACGAUGCACAAGUUGUGUGCCAACAGCUUGGAUGUGGAGGGGCGCUAUCAGCACAUCAAAGUGCCUAUUUUGGUCCUGGUUCAGUACCCAUUGUGUUAGAUGACGUUGACUGCAGAGGGAAUGAAUCUUCCUUGUCUCAGUGCCCUCACGCGUCUUGGGGUACACAUAACUGUGGUCAUGGGGAAGAUGCUGGUGUCACCUGUGAAGUUCCCAACGAAGGUUCCUUGCGACUAGUGAAUGGAGCCAACAGAUGCCAAGGUCGCGUUGAAGUAUAUCAUGAUGAGUGGGGAACAGUCUGUGAUGAUGGCUGGAGCAUGAAUGAUGCACGAGUUGUGUGCCAACAGCUUGGUUGUGGAUCGGCGCUAUCAGCACAUCAAAACGCCUAUUUUGGUCCUGGUUCAGGAUCCAUUGUGUUAGAUGAUGUUAACUGCAGAGGGAAUGAACCGUCCUUGUCUCAGUGCCCUCACUCAUCUUGGGGUGCACAUAACUGCAAUCACAGGGAAGAUGCUGGGGUCACCUGUGAAGUUUCCAAUGAGGGUUUUUUGCGACUAGUGAAUGGGGCCAACAGAUGCCAAGGUCGCGUUGAAGUAUAUCAUGAUCACAUGUGGGGAACAGUCUGUGAUGAUGGCUGGAGCAUGAACGAUGCACAGGUUGUGUGCCGACAGACUGGAUGUGGAUCGGCGAUAUCAGCACUUCAAAAUGCCUAUUUUGGUCCUGGUUCAGGACCUAUUAUGUUAGAUGAUGUUAACUGCAGAGGGAAUGAACCUUCCUUGUCUCAGUGCCCUCAUGCGUCUUGGGGUACACAUAACUGUGGUCAUGGGGAAGAUGCUGGUGUCACCUGUGAAGGUAUGGCUACACAACACCCAUUUGUCUUAACACUUCGAAAACAGCCCGUAUGCAUAUGGAACCACAAAACACAACCUGCCCUCAACCCACUAAACCCUAUGUACCACCGUGACUUGGCCAAAGUUAAGCUAAAGGGAAAGGGUGGGCGGGACAAGCGUGCAGGCAAACAGGGCCAGCCCGAGCAGGUCCUCCCUUUAAAUACCUGCCCGGCGGACCAGACGGAACGCCCUGCUCCUCAGAUAGACACAUCAGCAUCUUCCACAACGCUCUCAUGUUCUGGAGGAUUCAUGCAUGUACGCAUCAGCAGAGACUACAUCCAGACAUUGGGCUACAGUGCAUGGGAUUUGCAUCUGAAUCAAUCAGACUCUUCCUGUACACGUGAAAUUACUUCAGACUACAUUAACUUCAAGAUACCAUUCUAUGGUUGUGGCACAGUAAGACAAGAGAAGGGUAAUGACACUAUAAUCUACUCCAAUGUAAUCAGGACAUCCGCCUCUGGUUAUAUCAUUACAAGGGACCCAGACUUCGAAUAUCAUGUUUUAUGUGAAAUGAAUAAGGAUGUUGUGGUUGAGACAGAGUUUGUUGCCAGAAAUCCCAUUGACAUCACUAAAGGACAGCAAGGAAAUUACAACGUUAAUAUGCGAUUCUUUAAAUCAUCAAUGUUUCGCAGUCCAGUCCAGAGCUAUCCAUACAUGGUUCAGCUCAAGCAGAAUUUAUUUGUUGAAGUCGUUCUAAACACUUCUGAUCCGCUCUUGCAACUAUCUCUUGACACAUGUGUGGCAUCUCCAUCACACAGUGACUUCGAAACCUUGACCUAUAACUUGAUGAGGCAUAGCUUUGCAGAUAAUAUGGUGAAAAUGGAUUCCAUGCUGAGUUUUACUUGGUUAUUACUGUUGCAUGGAGGAUGUCUAUAUGCAUCAGAUGUUCCAUUGAGACUGGUCAAUGGAUCAAGCACAUGUGAAGGUCGACUUGAAGUGUCUCACAGAGGAAAUUGGGGGACAGUCUGUGAUGAUGCUUGGGAUAUAAACGAUGCACAUGUGGUAUGCAGACAGCUUAAAUGUGGACCAGCUCUCUCUGCAGAAGUCGGUGCCCAUUUUGGCCAAGGCUCAGGCAAUAUUCUCAUGGAUGAUGUCAAUUGCACAGGGAAUGAAUUGGCUUUUGGGCAAUGCUCACACCGUGGAUGGGAAGUCCAUAACUGUGGUCCUAGAGAAGCUGCUGGUGUUAGGUGCUCAGGUAACACAGGACCGAAAGAUUCUGAAACUCCUUUGCGAUUGGUUAACGGAUCCAACAGAUGUGAAGGUCGCCUUGAGGUAUACCAUGGCGGCCACUGGGGAACAGUUUGUGAUGAUUCCUGGGACAUGAUCGAUGCACGGGUUGUAUGCAGACAGUUGGGAUGUGGACCAGCAGUGUCAGCACCUGGAAAUGCCCGCUUUGGUCAAGGCACAAGCAAUAUUUCCCUGGAUGAAGUUCAGUGCAGAGGAACUGAAGACUCUCUGCGUGACUGCAAUCAUGCGCCUUGGGGCACACAUAACUGUGCUCAUAGCGAAGAUGCUGGUGUGGUGUGUACAGGUAAUUCCUACAGUGCUGCAACUUUGUGAAUUGAAUGGCAUUAUGAGUCUUUCUGCAAUUCGUUACAAAAGAGAGUACAAAAUAAAAUGCUGCGGCUAGUUAAUGGAGCCAACAAAUGCCAAGGUCGCCUUGAGGUAUAUCAUACUGGCACAUGGGGAACAGUCUGUGACGAUGGCUGGGGCAUGAGAGAAGCCCAGGUUGUAUGCAAACAGCUUGGAUGUGGACCAGCAGUGUCAGCACCUGGAAAUGCCCCCUUUGGUCAAGGCACAGGCAAUAUUUCCCUGGAUGAAGUUCAGUGCAGAGGAACUGAAGACUCUCUGCGUGACUGCAAUCAUGCGCCUUGGGGCACACACAACUGUGCUCAUAGCGAAGAUGCUGGUGUGGUGUGUACAGGUAAUUCCUACAGAACUGCAACUUUGUGAAUUGAAUGGCAUUAUGACCCCCAGUUUCAUACUGAAGUUGGCUUGGCUUUGCGAUUGGUUAACGGAUCCAACAGAUGUGAAGGUCGCCUUGAGGUAUACCAUGGCGGCCACUGGGGAACAGUUUGUGAUGAUUCCUGGGACAUGACCGAUGCACGGGUUGUAUGCAGACAGUUGGGAUGUGGACCAGCAGUGUCAGCACCUGGAAAUGCCCGCUUUGGUCAAGGCACAAGCAAUAUUUCCCUGGAUGAAGUUCAGUGCAGAGGAACUGAAGACUCUCUACGUGACUGCAAUCAUGCGCCUUGGGGCACACAUAACUGUGCUCAUAGCGAAGAUGCUGGUGUGGUGUGUACAGAAACUCCUUUGCGAUUGGUUAAUGGAUCUAACAGAUGUGAAGGUCGUCUUGAAGUAUACCAUGGUGGCAGAUGGGGAACAGUUUGUGAUGAUUCCUGGGACAUGAAUGAUGCACAGGUUGUAUGCAAACAGUUGGGAUGUGGACCAGCCAUGUCAGCACCUGGAAAUGCCCUCUUUGGUCAAGGCUCCGGCCCUAUUUCCCUGGAUGAUGUCGAGUGCAAUGGAUCUGAAGGCUUUCUUGGUCAGUGCAAUCACGAGCCUUGGGGCAGACACAACUGUGAGCAUAGUGAAGAUGCCGGGGUCAUCUGCUCAGGCCACUUUGAGAAAAUCAAGAAUCCUGUUUUGAAAGAAGAUUUUCUUCUUUUAUAUUUCCCAAAAGAAAUGCUGCGGCUAGUUAAUGGAGCCAACAAAUGCCAAGGUCGCCUUGAGGUAUAUCAUACUGGCACAUGGGGAACAGUCUGUGACGAUGGCUGGGGCAUGAGAGAAGCCCAGGUUGUAUGCAAACAGCUUGGAUGUGGACCAGCAGUGUCAGCACCUGGAAAUGCCCCCUUUGGUCAAGGCACAGGCAAUAUUUCCCUGGAUGAAGUUCAGUGCAGAGGAACUGAAGACUCUCUGCGUGACUGCAAUCAUGCGCCUUGGGGCACACACAACUGUGCUCAUAGCGAAGAUGCUGGUGUGGUGUGUACAGGUAAUUCCUACAGAACUGCAACUUUGUGAAUUGAAUGGCAUUAUGAAAGCCCCCAGUUUCAUACUGAAGUUGGCUUGGCUUUGCGAUUGGUUAACGGAUCCAACAGAUGUGAAGGUCGCCUUGAGGUAUACCAUGGCGGCCACUGGGGAACAGUUUGUGAUGAUUCCUGGGACAUGACCGAUGCACGGGUUGUAUGCAGACAGUUGGGAUGUGGACCAGCAGUGUCAGCACCUGGAAAUGCCCGCUUUGGUCAAGGCACAGGCAAUAUUUCCCUGGAUGAAGUUCAGUGCAGAGGAACUGAAGACUCUCUGCGUGACUGCAAUCAUGCGCCUUGGGGCACACAUAACUGUGCUCAUAGCGAAGAUGCUGGUGUGGUGUGUACAGGUAAUUCCUACAGACCGUACUUGCGGCUAGUUAAUGGAACCCACCAGUGUGAAGGUCGCCUUGAAGUAUAUCAUGAUGGCAUGUGGGGAACAGUUUGUGAUGAUGGCUGGGCUGUGAAUGAUGCAAAGGUUGUAUGCAGACAGCUUGGAUGUGGACCCGCAAUCUCAGCACCUGGAAGUGCCUUCUUUGGUCGGGGCUCAGACAGUAUUUCCCUGGAUAAUGUUCAGUGUGUUGGGACUGAAAGCUCCCUGGAUCAGUGCAGUCAUGCCCCUUGGGGCACCCACAACUGUGUUCACAGCGAAGAUGCUGGUGUCAUUUGUGAAGGAACUCCCUCAAUAGUGCGACUAACUAAUGGAACCAACAGAUGCCAAGGUCGUGUUGAAAUAUAUCAUGAAGGCAGCUGGGGAACCGUUUGUGAUGAUCACUGGAAUAUUAUCAAUGCACAGGUUGUAUGCAAGGAACUUGGAUGUGGACCGGCGCAAUCAGCACCUGGAGAAGCCCAUUUUGGUCAAGGUUUAGGCCGCAUUACCCUGGAUGAUGUUCAGUGCAAGGGAAGUGAAUCUUCCUUGUCUCGGUGCCCUCAUGCAUCUUGGGGCACACAUAACUGUGGUCAUCAUGAAGAUGCCAGUGUCAUCUGCUCAGAAAAAAAAAUUUCCAAUGCAGCUUCCUUAAGACUAGUCAAUGGAAACAACAGAUGUGAAGGUCGUGUUGAAAUAUACCAUAAUAGCACAUGGGGAACAGUCUGUGAUGAUAACUGGGACAUGAAGGAUGCACAAGUGGUAUGCCAACAGCUUGGAUGUGGAAUGGCAAAAUCAGCACCUGGAAAUGCCCGUUUUGGUCAAGGCACAGGCAAUAUUAGUUUGGAUGAUGUUCAUUGCAAGGGAAAUGAGGCCUUCUUGACUCAGUGCCCUCACGCACAUUGGGGCAGACAUAACUGUGGUCAUCAUGAAGAUGCCGGCGUCAUCUGCUCAGGUGCACAGCAACUGCGUCUUGCAAAUGGAAAGGACCAAUGUGCUGGGAGAGUAGAGGUUUUGUAUAAAGGAGUUUGGGGUACAAUUUGCGAUGACAACUUUGGUAUAAAUGAGGCACGCGUAGUAUGUGAGCAACUUGAUUGUGGAGGCCCAGUGGAGGUGCUGGGAUGGUCUUAUUUUGGAAACGGCUCAGGACCCAUCAUGCUAGAUGAAGUACAGUGUGAAGGGAAUGAAUCCUUCAUAUGGAACUGUUCUCAUUCUGGCUGGUACAAAAAUAAUUGUGAACACAAUGAAGAUAUCGGUGUCAUCUGCUCAGAUAACAUACCGGUAAAACUGCGUCUUGCAAAUGGAUGGGACCGAUGUGCUGGGAGAGUAGAGGUUUUGUAUAAAGGAGUCUGGGGUACAAUUUGCGAUGACAACUUUGGUAUAAAUGAGGCACGCGUAGUAUGUGAGCAACUUGAUUGUGGAGGCCCAGUGGAGGUGCUGGGAUGGUCUUAUUUUGGAAAAGGCUCAGGACCCAUCAUGCUAGAUGAAGUACAGUGUGAAGGGAAUGAAUCCUUCAUAUGGAACUGUUCUCAUUCUGGCUGGAACGAAAAUAAUUGUGAGCACAAUGAAGAUAUCGGUGUCAUCUGCUCAGCAUCUGAAGCAUCGGAAAGCCGUUCAUACAUAAGACUAGCCGAUGGAAAGGGGAACUGUGAAGGCCGCGUUGAAGUCUAUCACAAUGGAAGCUGGGGAACAGUCUGUGAUGAUUCUUGGGACAUGCAAGAUGCCCAGGUUGUAUGCAGACAGCUUAACUGUGGAGAGGCCCUUUCCGCUCCUGGAGACGCCAAGUAUGGUACAGGCUCAGGUCAAAUUCUCCUGGAUGAAGUGCAGUGCCAAGGAAACGAAACAGCCCUAGAAGAGUGCUCGCACAACGGAUGGGGAGUCCAGGAUUGUAAACACAAGGAAGAUGCCGGUGUCCACUGUACAGGUAUGCUCCGUUCAUACAUAAGACUAGCCGAUGGAAAGGGGAACUGUGAAGGACGCGUUGAAGUCUAUCACAAUGGAAGCUGGGGAACAGUCUGUGAUGAUUCUUGGGACAUGCAAGAUGCCCAGGUUGUAUGCAGACAGCUUAACUGUGGAGAGGCCCUUUCCGCUCCUGGAGACGCCAAGUAUGGUGCAGGCUCAGGUCAAAUUCUCCUGGAUGAAGUGCAGUGCCAAGGAAACGAAACAGCCCUAGAAGAGUGCUCGCACAACGGAUGGGGAGUCCAGGAUUGUAAACACAAGGAAGAUGCCGGUGUCCACUGUACAGGUAUCCGUUCAUACAUAAGACUAGCCGAUGGAAAGGGGAACUGUGAAGGACGCGUUGAAGUCUAUCACAAUGGAAGCUGGGGAACAGUCUGUGAUGAUUCUUGGGACAUGCAAGAUGCCCAGGUUGUAUGCAGACAGCUUAACUGUGGAGAGGCCCUUUCCGCUCCUGGAGACGCCAAGUAUGGUACAGGCUCAGGUCAAAUUCUCCUGGAUGAAGUGCAGUGCCAAGGAAACGAAACAGCCCUAGAAGAUUGCUCGCACAACGGAUGGGGAGUCCAGGAUUGUAAACACAAGGAAGAUGCCGGUGUCCACUGUACAGGUAUCCAUUCAUACAUAAGACUAGCUGAUGGAAAGGGGAACUGUGAAGGCCGCGUUGAAGUCUAUCACAAUGGAAGUUGGGGAACAGUCUGUGAUGAUUCUUGGGACAUGCAAGAUGCCCAGGUUGUAUGCAGACAGCUUAACUGUGGAGAGGCCCUUUCCGCUCCUGGAGACGCCAAGUAUGGUGCAGGCUCAGGUCAAAUUCUCCUGGAUGAAGUGCAGUGCCAAGGAAACGAAACAGCCCUAGAAGAGUGCUCGCACAACGGAUGGGGAGUCCAGGAUUGUAAACACAAGGAAGAUGCCGGUGUCCACUGUACAGGUAUGCUCCGUUCAUAUGUAAGACUAGCCGAUGGAAAGGGGAACUGUGAAGGCCGCGUUGAAGUCUAUCACAAUGGAAGCUGGGGAACAGUCUGUGAUGAUUCUUGGGACAUGCAAGAUGCCCAGGUUGUAUGCAGACAGCUUAACUGUGGAGAGGCCCUUUCCGCUCCUAGAGACGCCAAGUAUGGUGCAGGCUCAGGUCAAAUUCUCCUGGAUGAAGUGCAGUGCCAAGGAAACGAAACAGCCCUUGAAGAGUGCUCGCACAACGGAUGGGGAGUCCAGGAUUGUAAACACAAGGAAGAUGCCGGUGUCCACUGUACAGCAUCUGAAGCAUCGGAAAGCCGUUCAUACAUAAGACUAGCUGAUGGAAAGGGGAACUGUGAAGGCCGCGUUGAAGUCUAUCACAAUGGAAGCUGGGGAACAGUCUGUGAUGAUUCUUGGGACAUGCAAGAUCCCCAGGUUGUAUGCAGACAGCUUAACUGUGGAGAGGCCCUUUCCGCUCCUGGAGACGCCAAGUAUGGUGCAGGCUCAGGUCAAAUUCUCCUGGAUGAAGUGCAGUGCCAAGGAAACGAAACAGCCCUAGAAGAGUGCUCGCACAACGGAUGGGGAGUCCAGGAUUGUAAACACAAGGAAGAUGCCGGUGUCCACUGUACAGCACCAACACCUUUACCUGAAACGAAAAUGACCAUUACUUCUGCCGCCUUAGUUACUACCUCAACACAGACUACAGCAGCUCCUGCAGUUACUCCUGAAGCAUCUUCAGAUUCAGAUCCUGUUACAUUGACAUGUUCGCCGGAAAAAAUGGUGGCAGUUAUCAGCAAACCAUAUAUUCAUUCAAAAGGCUGUGAUCCAACACAUUUGUUCGUGAAUAACCAACAAGCCAGGUAUCAGGUGAAACAAAACGAUGUUGUAAUCACAAUGUUAUAUAAAGCCCAUGGGACAAAAACAGAGAGAACUGGGAAUGUUGUCAGCUACUUGAACACAGUCAGCUGCUCUGGAAUGAGUGGUGGAACGAUGAGAACUGUUCAGAUUCGCUUUAUCUGCAAAAUGAACCAGCAGACAACAAAAGAAGAAACACACAUGGUUGAUGAGUCUGACUCCACAGGAAAGGACCCAAUGCCAAAUGGACAAUUGAGAAUGAUUCUUGAGUUCUACUCGCAGCCAUUUUCACACCAAACUCAUAACAUGCCUCGCUUUAUUAGUAUGGAUCAGAAUGCAGAUAUACUCCGAGUCACUAUCACUCUCUGUUCUAAAUAUAUGGUAUUACUCUUAAAAGAUUGGAUUGCUUCUCCUGAUUCUAACUUCAGAACUAAUGUACAUGAAAUUACAGUCAAUGGGUGUGCACGGAAAACUGAGUGUGGUGGAAUCCUGAGUACGCCUUACAAAGCACUGCCAAUUGAAGUUAAUGCAAAUGAGAACUGCAUAUGGCAUAUAGAGAAAGAUGUGGAUCAAAAUAUCCGACUGAUCUUCUCUUAUUUCCAAUUUAAUCCCUCGUCAACCUGUGACAGAGAAAAUAUUGUAAUAUAUGAUGGUGCUUCAACUAACUCAUCUUUUCUUGGACAAAUAUGCAAUAGCCAUGAGUCUGUUCCUGUAUUUGAGUCAUCGUCGAAUGCUUUAACAUUUCGCUUAUCAACAGACUCCAUAGCUUUCAAAAGGACUGUCUUUGCAUUUUAUUAUUUCAUCUCACCUGAAUCAGCCCCAAUUGAAAACUGUGGAGGUAGACUUUACGGCCCAGAUGGCUCAUUCACCAGCCCUAACUAUCCAAGCUCACACCCACCAUUUGCCUAUUGUGUCUGGCACAUACAGACAGAAGCAAAUACAAGGAUAAAUUUAACAUUCAAUGAAAUUUUCCUAGAAAUGGAUGAAAACUGCAGAUUUGACUUCAUCGCCAUCUAUGAUGGUCCAGUGACCAACUCUGGUUUAAUCAAACAAGUAUGCGGCCUUGUCAAGCCAACACUUGAGUCUUCUUCCAAUUUUAUGACUGUGGUGCUGUCUACAGAUUAUGCCAAUUCUUACAGGGGCUUUUCUGCUCACUACACAAGUAUACCAAUACCAACACCGCAGCCCAACACAUCCCUCACAUGUUCUUCAGACAUGAUCACAGUCAUUCUCAGCAAGUCUUACUUGGAUUCACUUGGCUAUAAUGAAAAUGACUUGGCGCUGAACGAUCCAAAUUGCAGACCUAAUGCUUCAAACCCAGUGACGUUUUCAAUUCCUUUCAACAGCUGUGGAACAAUUAAAGAGAGCCUAAAUCACACCAUUUCUUAUACCAACACCAUCACAGCCUCCCCAGAAGGUGAUGUGAUCACCCACCAAAAGGGCGUGGAGAUUAUUGUGAAAUGUAUAAUGGAAAACAAUUCAACUGUAGAAGUCAUGUACAUAACAGAAAAGGAUGUUGUGGAGAACACAGGUGCUCUGGGUAGAUACAGCCUCAGCAUGUCUUUCUAUGAGUCUGAUUCAUUCUCCACACCCAUUCUCGAUUCUCCAUACUACGUAGACUUGAACCAAACUCUCUAUGUGCAAGUCAGUCUGCAUUCCAGUGACGCUGAUUUGUUAGUGUUUGUGGACACAUGCAUAGCAUCACCAAACCCUGAUUUUGGAUCACCAAACUACGAUUUAGUCAGAAGUGGCUGUGCCAAAGAUAACUCAUACGUGGCCUACCCAGUCCUUGACCAUUAUGGGAGGUUCAGCUUCAGUUCCUUCAAAUUCCUGCGGAGCCAUCCAUCUGUUUACAUCCACUGCGAAAUUUUAAUUUGUGACAGCGCCGAUGGGAAUUCUCGCUGCACUAAAAACUGCAUCUCUCGCCGUAAGAGAGAGAUUUCUUCCUACAAAUGGAAAGGAGAUGCUAUGGUGGGACCUCUCAGACUGAAAAGAGAUCACAGUUCUGUGGAUCGCUCAGGUUCUUCUGCUCAGGUAUAUCCUGAAAAAAGCCAGGAUGGGCAGGCAAAGGGCCUAUAUAUCCUUGCCUCUCUUGCGUUGGUUGCAAAUACUGUCCUUCUGGCUGGUCUGGCAGCAAAGCAUUUCAUCAGUCGGCAACAAGGAUACAGAUAUCAGAAACUGCAAAGCUAUUAA